This is a messenger RNA of Protopolystoma xenopodis, 507 nucleotides long. The record is from the annotation of a GenBank genome assembly. NCBI's taxonomy places the organism in Eukaryota, Metazoa, Platyhelminthes, Monogenea, Polystomatidea, Polystomatidae.
AUGGGUCUUGCCAUUCUCAGCACCAACAAAAAAAGUCUACCAUUGAACCUACCGAUUGUCACGCAGCCGAUUAAGCGGUCUUCCGCAACUCUAGCAAUCACCCCUGCUGUGACGACUCCUGCUAUCCCAAAGGGACCUCCUGCUCCAUGGCGAGACCAGUUAGGCCAGCCUCCUCUACUCUCUGAGGCAGACACACCAGAAAAAGUCGCCGCUUGGUUGGCUUUUCACCAGGCCAAAUGGCGCCUGCAGCAAGAGCGUCGGUCUUGGCUAGCUGAGCGGAGCCGGAAGCGAAAACGCCUGGAGGAAGAAGCCGAGUCAGAUGAACUAGAUGGUUUCAUUCAAGGUGAAGGCCCCGACUGGCUCCAGCCGGCUUCUAAAAGGCAACGUGGAAUGGACACUUACUUAUUCAAGACUCGCUCCGCCCUUUUAAAGUCAUAUUGGCAGGUUCGUCGAUGGGUUACUCUUCUAUAUGAGGGAUUAAAUGUAUGCAUAUGCUUGCCCGGCUAA